UCGUCACAGAACGUAGGAAACGACCUAUUCAGCCUUCCGCCGCUGCGCGUUGACGUGCGGACUGAGAGAAAGCCACGGCUCAGCCACGUUCAACGUUUGCCCCGUAACAAUCCUGCUUAGCCGCUACCCAGCCGCGCGAAACCGUAGCUUACUGCGCAGCUCCUCCUCUUUGCUGCCGUGCACCACCAUUAUACCCCAUACUCAGCCCGUUGUCCCCGGUUUUCCCACCCACCGAGAGCCACUUCACGAGAACCAGCCAUACCCCUUCUCUUUUUCUCACCUCAACCACCAGCCGCUUAAGCCUCCGCCCUUCACCUCCGUGUCCAGCCACCGAAAACCAUUGACGGGUGUGCCCUGUUCUCACCAUACCGAAACAGAGGAGCCCCAUUCCCCUAGCUCUCGGUCCCGUUAGAUGCCACCAGCCACGGCACGGUGAAGCCCAGCGACGCCGACCAGCCACCCUUCCGUCACCCACGUGCCACUCAGCGAUCUGCCGCGCGGCACCCCAAGCCACCGCUCUCCCUUGGUAACAGCUCACUUCUCCUCACAAGGUGCUCUCUCUCUCUCAUCACUUUCUCUCUCACUCCCACAGUGCGCUGCCGCCGCUCCCAGCCGCGCCGCCGUAGAAACUCACCCAGGCCGCCGCCACACGAAGCCCUCUCGGAUUUAGGUGACAGGUAGUAACUCUCCGACUCUAUUUAGGACCGGGGCAUUACACAAAGUCACGUUUGAGAGAGGUUAGCGGCCAGCUGCAAUGGAAUGGUGCAAUCACUGCCAGAGAAGUUGCAACGAAGUAUGCAUGUUUGGCUUCAUUUCCUGUCCUACAUGUGGAAAGGUUCUUGCUGAAGUUGGUGUUAGGAAAAGUUCUUACUUGAUUAAAGCCAGAAAAAAGAGAAUGAAAAGAGUAAAGAAGGAGAAGAAGAAGAAGCCAGCAGAUGCAACAGAACCAGAGCAUUCCAGUUGUUCUUCGAGUCUCUCAAUCCCUGAAAGCAAAGUUCCAACUGAAUGUUCCCAGAAAGCAACCGACAAGAACCAGAUCAUUGAAAAAUGUUCACAAAUGAAAAUUAGCAAUACUAGGAUGAUGUGGUGUAGCCACUGUCUCGAAUUCUGCAGGACAGAAUGCUGUGGUGACGCCAUAUGUUGUUCUUUCUGCGGAAAGGUUUUAGAGUCAGCGAUCAGGAGAAAUUCUUUCUAGCGAAUUAAUGGCUCCAUCGACACUGGAAGUUGUCCUGCAUGGCUAAGAGUUGUAGCUAAUUAAUGACUCUUUUGAGAAAUAGGAUUAGUACUUUGGAAUGCUUGAAGGUGAUAUUUUCACUUUCUUUGUUUCAUUUUAAAUACAAUAUCAUGGAUUCAUGUGCAGGGACGAGGAAAUCCCCCACACCCAAUAACUUUCAAUAUUGCAAUUAAUGGGA
Molecule: messenger RNA, 1412 nt
Organism: Juglans regia (Persian walnut)
Lineage: Eukaryota; Viridiplantae; Streptophyta; Magnoliopsida; Fagales; Juglandaceae
Exons: 5
Coding region: 755-1195 (146 amino acids)
Source: RefSeq, a predicted model, not a curated record